Molecule: messenger RNA, 2244 nt
Organism: Pseudogymnoascus verrucosus
Lineage: Eukaryota; Fungi; Ascomycota; Leotiomycetes; Thelebolales; Thelebolaceae
Exons: 4
Coding region: 254-1831 (525 amino acids)
Biological process (GO): transmembrane transport
Cellular component (GO): fungal-type vacuole membrane; plasma membrane
Molecular function (GO): transmembrane transporter activity
Source: RefSeq, a predicted model, not a curated record
AUUUCAGUCUGCUCGCUCCACUUACUUCCACCCCUUCCUGAAAGACGUUGACAGGGAUUAAAUGUUAUCGAUAACCCGCGACUUAGAAUGCGUUCGAAGAUAAUCGCAUCCCACCAUCUUAUCCGCAUUCGAACAUGUGCCAUUAUAGAAGAUAGACAUAAAAACCAAGGCUGGUCCUAGAAUAUGAGGAUACUACUCCCUCUGGAUCAAUUAAUUCUAUUAGAAUCUCUCAAAGUAAAAUAAAUCUAUUACUAUGGCGGAGAAGAGCAUAGCUGCUACAGUGCCGGGGAGUGGGCGCCUCCAGGAUGAGGAACAAGGCUCGGUUCAUGUAUGCGAAUACGUCAGCCCCGCACAUGGUCUUGGUGAGCUGGAGGUUAUGGCCAUGCGUGAACGAAUUCCAAUCCUGCGGAAGCUCAGAGCUAUCGAGGCAUGGCUCGAUAAAAAGUUCGGCAUCGAGACAACAGGCGCGGACCGUAUUCCCGAAAAUGAACGUCAACCUCCGAGCAUCUUUAAUAUGAUGUUCUUCUGGUUCUCCAUGCUGAUAUCGCCUGGUACUAUAACAAUGGGCUUGUUGGGUCCCAUUUAUAGUCUCUCUGUGAAUGAAUCAAUCAUUAUCACUAUAUUCGGAUCGGCUAUAGGCUCCAUCAUACCCGCUUUCACUGCAUCAUUAUGCGCUCCGACUGGCCUUCGUCAAAUCGCUACGUCUCGAUACGCCUUUGGAAUUUGGGGCUCUAAAAUAUGCGGUCUCCUCAAUAUUUUAGUCAACCUUGGCUUCGGUACAAUAUCCUGCAUUGUCGCAGGUGAACUCAUCAGCGCCGUAAGCGGAGGCAAAGUCACAAUCGUUGUUGGUAUUGUAAUUCUUAGCGUUACAGCUUAUAUCAUCUCAUUUUUUGGUUUCCGCAUCAUUCACCGAUACGAACAGGUGGCCUGGGUCGUAAUACUGAUCUUUAUCUGCGUUGAGUAUGGACAAGCAGCCAAAUACUACUCGCCCACACCAGGUCUCUCAUACUCUUCUGGACAAGAUAAGACCGGUGCUGCAUUGAGCUACUUUGCUCUUAUUUUUGGCACAUCAGCUGGAUGGUGUUCUAUGUCGGGUGAUUACUACGUUCACUAUCCUGCGGAUAUUAGCAGAUGGUUCGUUUUCUGGAUGACUUGGAUUGGUUUGACGGUUCCCUCGUGUUUCAUGAUCAUUCUUGGUAACCUUUACGGAGGCAUCUUGCUUACUAACAAGGCAAUGGCGGACAUCUAUGACAAUGGAGGUAUAGGGGCGCUCAUUCUGGCUACUAUGUCGCCUGAUGGAUGGAGCAAGUUUGUCUGCGUCAUGUUUACAAUGUCAAUGGUGGCUAGUUUAACUGCCAUUUACUACUCUUCAUCCUUAUCAAUCCAACUAUGGGGAAAGCACUUCAUGGCAGUUCCACGUUUUAUAUGGAACAGUCUUCUCGCUGCCAUCAGUCUGGCGUUAGCUUGGGGAGGGAGGGAAAAUCUGAUAGGUGUUAUUAGCAAUUUCCUGUCCUUACUUGGGUACUGGACAACCUGCUUUGGCGUUAUUCUCGCCAUCGAAACUUUUUGGUUUCGCCCUCGCAAUGGUGGCUACGAUCUCGAAGGUUGGCAGGACCAGGACCGGAUGCCCUUGGGUAUCGCAGCAUGCGUGAGUCUAGCUCUAGGUCUUGGUGUUAGUUUUCUGGGUAUGAAUCAGACUUGGUUCGUCGGACCAGCAGCUAAGGCAAUUGGACAAUAUGGGGGCGAUCUUGGGAACUAUUUCACAUUAGUUGCUGUUUGUUUCUCCUACCCUGUUCUCCGACACCAUGAAAUCAAGCUCACAGGACGAUAAAUGCCUAUGACUCGGGUUUUAUUGUUCGAGUGUGCAAGUAGGGUGCAGCUAGCCAUGAUCCCGAAAUAUGUACUUGUGCUACAUGGAACUAUAUAUCCCAGGGUCCCAGGGACGGUAGUCACAAAGUGUGCUGGACAGGCCAAACAAUAAAUGUCUCUUCGCCCUAGCUAAACUUGUCCAGAGCAACAGCAUACUGAAGCUCAAGAUAACAGCAAGGAUAGAAUUUAGUCGCCUUUUGGUGACAAAAGUAUAGGCACAUUUCGGACAGUGUCGACACUAAACUACAUUUCUAACUUUCAUACCAGUCCCCUAGCGUCAUGUAUACAAACCUCCAUCCCUAUACCCCACUAUGGUCCAUAACCAGCCUGAUGAAGUCAGCGUUAUAUCGUCAGAAACUUGUAAGUCAACAUACC